AGGUUUUAACAAAUAUAAGACAUGACAUGUUGACAAUAAAUGCAUAUGUACACGGUACUGUACAAGACUGGAUAGUAAACAAAAAUAAGUUAAGAUGUACAUGGUACUCCCAAGUCACAUUUAGUAAUACUUACCAAACAUGCUGUAAUACUAUAACAUGAUCUCACAUUUUGUUUGGCAUGCUCAGGUGGGAACAGUACUACUCAGUUGUGCAUUCUUUUACGACAUUUUUUGGGUCUUUGUUUCCAAAUGGUGGUUCAAAGUGAGCGUGAUGAUAGUGGUAGCUCGUGGUGAUAGAAGUGGCGAAGACGGCAUUCCCAUGCUACUCAAGAUCCCUCGAAUGUUUGAUCCUUGGGGUGGAUACAGCAUCAUUGGAUUUGGUGAUAUCAUCUUGCCGGGUCUACUAGUGGCCUUUUCCCUAAGAUAUGAUUGGCUGUCUAAAAAAAGUCUACGAGAUGGAUACUUUCUUUGGGCAAUGAUUGCUUAUGGCUCAGGUCUUCUUGUUACAUAUGUGGCUUUGAACAUGAUGGACGGACAUGGCCAACCAGCUUUGCUUUACAUCGUACCUUUCACACUAGGCACAUUAAUAACAUUGGGGAAGAAGAAAGGUGAUUUGAAGCAUUUAUGGACCCGAGGAGAACCCGAUAGGCCUUGCCCACAUGUCCAACUUCAACCCACCGAAGAAUGACUACUCUAAUCACAUUCCCGACUUAUCUUUUAGAGUAAAAUUCGGAUACUAUACCUGGGUAGAUUAGAACAGAAGUAAAAUCUCGAAUGAAUAGUGUUAUAAUAUGAUAUAGCAAGUUUCUUCCUACUUGAAAAGAGAUUUUAAGGUGUAUUAGAGCAGAUUAUUUUGUGCAUUUACCUCGUUGUAGCCAAACUGGUUUCCCCAUUCAUGUACUUGCCAUUGGACUGACUACAAUUUAAUCUGGAAAAAUAUAUAUUGAAAAUUACUGUAUACGUAAAAAAGU
Molecule: messenger RNA, 971 nt
Organism: Olea europaea var. sylvestris
Lineage: Eukaryota; Viridiplantae; Streptophyta; Magnoliopsida; Lamiales; Oleaceae
Product: signal peptide peptidase-like 4
Exons: 5
Coding region: 158-688 (176 amino acids)
Biological process (GO): membrane protein proteolysis
Cellular component (GO): lysosomal membrane; lumenal side of endoplasmic reticulum membrane; Golgi-associated vesicle membrane
Molecular function (GO): aspartic endopeptidase activity, intramembrane cleaving
Source: RefSeq, a predicted model, not a curated record